UGCGUUUGACGUGUUUGGUUUUGACUAGACGUUCUCGACGUACCUAAUUCUUGCCCUAAAGUCAACAGAUAGUCUCACAAAAUGACUUGAGAAGAAAGCUGCUUUUUAUUUUUAUAUUCCCAAUUAUGAACCAAUAAAAAUGAACAGCUUAGGCUUGAGUUUAAUUUUAAAAAUGGGCUGCAUAUGCGCCAAAGAAACGAUCACAAUAAAUGCAAGAAAGUACAUCGUUCGCGAACAUCUUGCAGAAGGAGGGGAACGUUGGCUAGUGAAUUGGAAAGGAGAGCGAAAACUAGCGACUAUUUGAGUCCAAUGGAAGUUUUAAAUAUUUUUUUACAAAUUUGCGAAGCAGUUAAGGCUUUUCAUGAAGCAAAACCGGAACCUCUUGCUCAUCGAGAUUUAAAGACUGCAAAUAUUCUUCUUGGCGAUGGCAUGACUGCAGUAAUAAUGGAUUUAGGAUCCGUGGCACCAGCGAGAGUGAAAGUUUGUGGCAACCAAGAGGCACAAACCCUCCAAGAUGUUGCCGCCGAAAGAUGUUCGAUGCCUUACAGAGCUCCUGAAUUAUUCAACGUUGAAAGUUAUUGCAUGGUUGAUGAGCGGACCGAUAUUUGGUCUCUAGGAUGUAUUUUGUACGCUCUGUGCUACUUCAAAUCUCCAUUCGAUACUGUACACGAAAGAGGAGACAGUGUGGCACUUGCUGUGAUAAGUGCAAACAUAAAUUUUCCAGAAAAUUCACCGUACAACGAUGAUAUGAAAGAAUUGAUACUUUCGAUGUUAAAAUCGAAUCCAAUGGAACGUCCAUACAUUUACAGUGUCAUCGAAAAUGUCCACGAUGUGAUUGGAAAGCUGGAAGUCAGAGCGUAAUUCAUUAUUAAAUAUUUCUAUUUUAUCAAUUUAAAUUGUGCAGCAAUUUAACAUUUUUUAGACUACACUUCGACACUAAUGUUACUAAUCCUUAUUUUAAGACAGAGUUAUAUUUAACUUAUUAUUUUUAUUGCCGAUUUAUAAUCAGUGAAACGAUUAAAGAAAAAAAAAACUUUACACGCGAAAUAUUUAGUGUACAAAGUUUAUCUUUAUGAAAGUAUUUUAUACAUUGCAAUAUUCAUAGAUUAUAAUAUACAAAGAAAGAAUUGUAGAUAAGGUAUGCAAGGAAGAUAAUUAAGGCAUAAUUUUAUUUUUAUUGUAAAUCAUGAAUUAUUGUAGAUAUUUUAACGAUUGACUGUAAAAAAGCUGGACCAAGUGUGAUUAAUUUUUAUGAAAUACAUCUCAGUUUUAUUAUACUAGAAAA
This is a messenger RNA of Belonocnema kinseyi, 1285 nucleotides long. RefSeq names its product serine/threonine-protein kinase 16. Bases 184 to 861 code for a protein of 225 amino acids. Gene Ontology annotation, biological process: protein phosphorylation. The record is from RefSeq and is a predicted model, not a curated record. Gene Ontology annotation, cellular component: Golgi apparatus; cytoplasm. Lineage: Eukaryota; Metazoa; Arthropoda; Insecta; Hymenoptera; Cynipidae. The transcript is spliced from 5 exons. Gene Ontology annotation, molecular function: ATP binding; protein serine/threonine kinase activity.